Molecule: messenger RNA, 1914 nt
Organism: Dermacentor andersoni
Lineage: Eukaryota; Metazoa; Arthropoda; Arachnida; Ixodida; Ixodidae
Source: RefSeq, a predicted model, not a curated record
AAGAAGACGUUCAUCAUGGCUGGCACAUAGGAAGCACCGUAAUUCAAGGCGAAGUCAAAAUUCAGAGAAGACAAAAAAUCACGAAAUAGCACAACAUGGAGGCGGUGAUGGACAGCGUCGGUCUCAUGUCCGAGGUCGACCAGCUAUUCCACGCCCGCAACCCGCUCUUCAUCCUGCGCCAAUUCCUCGGCGUCACCUGCAAUCGCAUGCGCCUUCUCAGGGAAAGAAACACGCUCCUCUCCUCUCUGCUGUACAACCUGCGCUUCAUCAUGAAUGUACUGUUUGUCAAGGACAGCUUCGGCCUGGUAUUCAUGAUGACGUUCCUGAUGCGCGACGUCGACGAGCUGUUUCACGGGGUCCAGGCACUGUUCAUGUUUCUCACAUUUACGGUCCGGAAGCCUCAUUCCAACUGGGUACCACUGGCGAAAUUCUUCCUUUUCCAGUUCCACUUUCGCCUAGUGACGGGAGUCUCCUUGGAUCGCAGCCACCGGCACUCCGCGGCACCCGGCCGGAAGUACGUGUUCGCCAUGGACGUGGCGUACCACGCGUUCGAGUGGUGCCUGUUCUUCGUGAGUGUCACCAAGUGGCCGCCACCACCACUAAGCCCGGUGCUCGUGCUGGCCCAGUCGUUUCAGGCCCUGGCGCUACUCUACCAUACAUAUGUGAUCUGGACAUUCGUGCGCUGGAUCAAGCUGACGCUGCCCAUCGUCCAACAGGUGAGCGCUCAGCCAGAGGAUGGCGCGGGUCACCUGCUCAGCCCCGCCAUGUCUCGGCUGCUGAUGUCGCUGCUCGAGGCACAGGGCGGAAAUGUGCCGCUGUUGCGCCUCCUCGAGCGGGUUCUCAGGCUUCAGGAACGGGUGCGCAACCUGGCUCAGAUUCUCGAGAACCAGCAGCUGCAUGUCGGCGACGCCGGCGCUGCUGGCGCUGGUGUCGCACCCGUGGUCGCCGCCGCAGCAGCGGGUCAACAACAGCAGCUGCUGAACGUCCUCAGAGCCGGGCCCCGGAGAAGUGCUGUGUCGCCUGUCGGUGCCUCGGGGCUGGACGCGCAGCGGGAACGAGCGGCCGACCGGCCGAGCGGCGUCGGCGCCGACGAUCGCCGAGAGGGGCGGCCGGAACCGAGCGAGCCGGCGGGGCCGCCGCGCGGCGCUCGUUCCCGGCCACCCACGUGACGUGCGCACCCUCGCAUGUCCGCUCGCCGGACACGACGGAUACGAUACGCUCGAAAUGUGUUUUGUACACUCGCGGAAAAUUAUGCAUCAACAAGCUGAAGAGUUCUCAAUCUUGCGCCAUUUACGGCAGCGGCUUCGGAGUCGACACCUGCGCUUUGGGCAGCAGAAAUGCCCGUUUCGUUGAAGGACGACGUCCCUUUGUGCUCGUGUCACUAGAGUCGCAGGCUUAGACUCGUGGAAAUCACCCUGUUAAGCAGCAAUACAAGAAAUGCUAGCUCUAGUAUUUCCGACGCUACCAUCAAAACGGCUUGAAUUCUCUCACAGUUAUUCACGGGGGUCUUAAAUUUGAGGCAUUGAUAAAGGUGUUCCGUCAACGCAUAACGGCUCCCACAAUGAAAUGUCUCUUAAUUGACAAGCAUUGUGAAUCAAACGUAGAUGCAAGAAUUUCUUGAUAUAUCGCAAACAUUUAACAUGCGGGUGGAUUACGCUAAGUGUUUCUUAUGAGGACUUAAUUGUGAUAUUGACCACUUACUGCAAAAAUAUGUGUUGCAGCUCAUCGCAACAGUUUCUCUGGGCGCUGUGCAAACAAAAAAGAAAGAAGAGAGAAGAAAGAUGUCAGUUGGUUAUUUAUAAUGCAGUAUAUAUUAAUGAUGCUUUCCUGUAUCGGCUACUUGCUGAGAGCCUAACAAUUAGACGCAGACAGUAGCAUAACUCGCCAACAACCAUUUGUAAAUUGCAAGACGCA